CAAAAUCUUCACGAAAAAAGGGGUUCUGAGAGGGGGAAAUUCGAAGAGGAGGGAGAAACCGAAAGGUUUCAAGUGGGAUCGUCGCUCAAGGUUCAGGUUCAAAGUUCUCCGUCCAGAUUUCACCGAAUCUCUGGAAGUUCGUUCAUCUGGUCGCUGCUUGUGUCUUGUUCGAGUUUGAAGUUUCGUCGUUUGGCAUUUCAUUAUGACUGUGUAAUUGCUGAAAAUUUCAGUUAAUUGAAGCUUUAAUCUCAGGUAUUGGGAUAGCUGCAACUUUCAAAUUACAAGCCUCAGCACUGAUUGAAAGAUAUAGCCCCUUUCAAUAACUUCGCCUCGGAGUCCUUAACUUAAGAAUAUGAUCAGAGUGCAAGAUGGAUGCCAAAUUUGGAUUCCUAACGGUCAAAGGACUGGAAGAUAUGUUUAUACCCAUGUUGAGAAAUUGCAAGAGCACGGGUUUUAUGAAGAAAAUACAUGCUCAAAUGGUCAAGUUUUCCCUUUCACAGAGUAACUACUUGGUGACCAAAAUGGUUGAGAUAUGUGACAAAUUGGGAGAAGUAGACUAUGCCAGUUUGCUGUUCAAACAAGUUGUGGAGCCAAACAACUAUUUGUACAAUUGUAUGAUCAGAGCCUAUACAAACAGACAGAGGUAUGUGCCAUGUAUCAAUAUCUAUAAGCAAAUGAUGGAACAAACCGAGAGUGAAGAAACAACUUCUCCUGAUGAAUACACAUACCCAUUUGUUAUUAGGUCAUGUGGGGGGCUUUUGUGUGUUAAUCUAGGUAAACAAUUCCAUGGGCAGGUGUGUAAAUUUGGGUUUAAGUCUAGCAGUAUGAUAGAGAAUUCUUUAUUGGAUAUGUAUGUGAAGUGUGAUCAAAUGAGUUACGCACAUAAAUUAUUCGAGGAAAUGAACGAGAGAGAUGUGAUUUCUUGGAACAGUCUCAUUUCCGGGCAUAUAAAGUUGCGUCAAGUGAGAAAGGCAAGAGCUUUAUUUGAAGAGAUGCCAAACAAGACUGUUGUUUCUUGGACAACUAUGAUUUCGGGAUACACAAAAACUGGCUGCUAUGGAGAUGCCUUGGAUGUUUUUAGGAGAAUGCAAAUGAUUGGGAUGAAACCUGACUGGAUUAGUCUGGUUGCUGUUUUGCCUGCUUGUGCACAACUUGGAGCUCUCGAGUUAGGAAAGUGGAUUCAUUUCUAUGCAGAAAAGUACGGACAUUUGAGGAAGACUUCUGUGUGCAACGCACUAAUGGAAAUGUAUGCAAAAUGUGGAAGUGUAAACCAAGCUUGGCAGUUGUUCAAUGAGAUGUCUGAAAGAGAUGUGAUCUCCUGGAGUACGAUGAUUGGAGGCCUAGCAAACCAUGGUAGAGCUCAUGAGGCACUGAAGUUGUUUAAUGAAAUGCAGAGGUCCGCCGUUGAACCAAAUGAGAUCACUUUUGUUGGUCUUCUUUGUGCCUGCGCGCAUGCUGGUCUGGUGAAUGAUGGUUUGAGGUACUUUGAUUCCAUGAAAAAUGAUUAUAACAUAGAGCCACGGAUAGAGCAUUAUGGUUGUCUGGUUGAUCUUCUUGGGCGUACAGGACGUCCUGAACUAGCUCUUGCACGCAUCAAGAGCAUGCCAGUGAAGCCUGACUCUGCUAUAUGGGGUUCCUUAUUGAGUUCUUGUCGAACUCAUCGCAAUCUUGAAAUUGCAGUCAUUGCAAUGGAACAUCUAUUAGAGCUUGAACCUGAAGAUACAGGGAACUACAUUCUGCUCGCUAAUAUUUAUGCAGAUCUUGGAAAGUGGGAUGGUGUAUCAAGGAUGAGGAAACUCAUAAGAAGUAAAAGCAUGAAAAAAACACCAGGCUGCAGUCUAAUUGAGGUAAACAAUGUGGUUCAAGAAUUUCUAUCAGGUGAUGAUUCAAAACCAUUUUCAAAAGAUAUCCGUCAGGUGCUAGAGCUAUUGGCCUUACAUCAAAGCAAAGAAAAUGAUCUGGUUGAUAUAACACUUGAGUACUUAAGUCCUUGAACUUAUACUUCAAAGCACUUCAGCGAAAUGUCAUUUUAGCACCGAUGAGGAGUGGUCACUCUUCAUAUGUCCUUUUCGAUUCAAGGUUUUUGGUAUAGUUUAUACCACAUUCUUUAGCAUCCGGAAGUCCCAUGAGGAGUCAUAGUACAAGCAAUCUCAAAUAACACAGAGCUGGAAACCAUAAUUUGGCACCAUCACUUUAUAUGAGCCAAUCAGUCGUCUUGCAUUUCAUCCUUCCGGAAUAUUUGAUACCUUCAGGUCUUGUAGCUGCUUGGAACACUGCAAAAGCCGAACCAGGUUCCAUUGUUUCUAUCUUUUGCUUAGGCACGCAAAAUUCAACCUGGUUCCAUUGUUGAACCAGGUUCCACUGCAAAAUUGAAGCUAGCUCCAUUGCUGUUGAAGAGGAUGCAAAAGCUGCUGAUGUCCUCGUGAAUUAUUGGGAUUGCCAUUGACGCUAAGAAACAUGCCAAAAUUUUUGGCGAAACUGAAUUCAUCAAUCCGAAAGAGCAUGAGAAACCAAUACAGGAAACCAGACAAUGCCGCUUACUAUAACUUUUUCUUUUUAAAUUCUUUUCUUAUUUCUAACAUGUACCUUCCAUAGUUUUCAUACAUACAAAAUAUUUCUGUUACUGUGGUGGAGUAAUUAUUAAGAUGUCUCUGAAAUCACAUACUCUUCACAAAAGAGUGGAGCAGCUUUGCACCAGGGCAAUCAAAUAGGCAGUAAUGCCAUUUCUUUUAUUAGGUGGAUUAUGUAAUUCACACUUCAGCUGGAGGGUUUAAACACUUAGGUGGUUGAUUUGGCUGCUUUUCUUUGUUAGGUACUACAUUAUCUUUUAUAGCUGGAGUUGCCUUUAGCUGGAGCCUGGAUGUUUGUUUGGAAAGUUGCCAACCAGUCACUGCUUACAGUUGUGCAUCUAGCUGCACAUUUUAAAUUCAUGGAGUUGUGACAGAACAAGGUUAAUGGACGACACUAAUUCUGCUUUCCGCAGAACAUUAGGUUUGAUGGGAAAGGAGGUGAUAGCGAGAAAUCGAAGGUGGGAAUGAGAAAAUGGCGCCAGAUGACUGUAGUGUUGGAUGCUGCCGUGAGGGUUAAUCGGGAGUGUGCCAUCUCUGCAACUCGCCGGCAUUGUCGUCUUUUUGGUCUCUUCUUUUUUGAUAUAUGUGACAAAUCCAGAAAAAUAACAAAGGACAAAUGCCAUGCGUGAACCUUGAUUUCUGGCUUCUAUUUCGAGCUACGUUACCGUGUUUCCUAUUUUCACCUAGAGUUCUUUAUUUUUCACCAUCUUCAAUUCCUUAA
Messenger RNA from Nicotiana attenuata, 3291 nucleotides. RefSeq names its product pentatricopeptide repeat-containing protein At2g20540. Gene Ontology annotation, molecular function: RNA binding; protein binding. The transcript has 5 exons. Bases 369 to 1994 code for a protein of 541 amino acids. The record is from RefSeq and is a predicted model, not a curated record. Gene Ontology annotation, biological process: RNA modification. Lineage: Eukaryota; Viridiplantae; Streptophyta; Magnoliopsida; Solanales; Solanaceae.